AUGGAGUUUAUUGAGGCCGAGACUCAGGAGUCCGAGCACAGAGACCAAAAGACGGAGGAGUUGGUGAACAAUUUUGAGGAUCAAGUCGGCAAGGUGUAUUCGAACAUCGAAUCCCAAACCGUCUCUGGCUGGAACACCUUCAGUGAGUAUUUGAGCAAUUUCCAGAAGAAGUUGCCAGAUCUUCUGACAGACACUAAGGAGAUCACCAAGAAAAUUGAUUUGCAAAACAGGAUCAAUGCCACAAAGGAGAAUUUUGAAAAGAACCUGGCCAAGGUGCAAAGUAAACUCAACGAGGAGGAAUUGAAGGAAAUCAAGGAGAAUUCUGCCAAGCUGCUGCAAAGUUUCAAUGAGAAUACCAACAAAUAUCUUGAUGGACUAGACCAGGAUCUAGAGAAGCUUGAGAACCUGACGCUGGGGUAUGCUACUAAGCUUGGAAGUCUGCUUGCCGAUAAGACGGGUAUUAGAUUUGGCAGUGAGGAGGUGAGUGGCGCGAAAAAGGACGAAAUCAUGUUCAAUAUGCCGCAGAACCUUGCCACAAGCAGACUCGAGGCUCAAUUGCACGAGCUGGAAAACAACAAAGAUCUGUAUCUGACGAACUGGAAUAGUGAGAGUGUCAAAGAUUACGUGCUGACUGCAGAGGACGAGGCCGAAAAGAAACUUCUUGCUGCAAAAGAGAGCUUGAAAAAGCUGAUCGACCAGCUUGUUCCUGACCAGAUCGAUGAACAAGUGUUCUGGAAAACCUAUUUCUCCAGCAAAGCCAAGAUCCUAGAAGAGGAGAAAAAACGGAAGGAAAUACUGCAACAGAAGCCUGCUGACGACGAUGAGGACUUUGACUGGGAUGACGACGAAGAGGAGGACAAAAAGGAGGACGACAACAAAGAAUAA
Messenger RNA from Ogataea parapolymorpha DL-1, 885 nucleotides. RefSeq lists its product as uncharacterized. Bases 1 to 885 code for a protein of 294 amino acids. Lineage: Eukaryota; Fungi; Ascomycota; Pichiomycetes; Pichiales; Pichiaceae. The record is from RefSeq and is a predicted model, not a curated record. The transcript has a single exon. Gene Ontology annotation, cellular component: cytoplasm.